AAGUCUCAUAUUUUAGUGGCUUAAAUAGUAACUUGUUUUUUUUUUUCGAUUUUCAGACAUCAUUCUGUUAAAAAUUUCAUGAUUUUUGUGCUAUUUUAUAUUGUAAAUUGUAUACGUAUUAAUUAUUAUGACAAAAUAAUUAUUUUAGGCCUAGUAUGCUGAUUUAUUUUUAGCCGCAAGUUAGUAAGUAUAAAGUAGAUUAUGCCUAGCCAACUUUUUUUUAUUAUGACGUUAGAGAGUUUCCAACUAAUUUUAAUAUAAGUGUAUGUUUUCUGAAAGUUAGAAUUAGUUAAAACAUAAAUCUUGUUAAACGUAUUGAGUCAAUCUAUAUAAUAAAAAUUGACAUUUAUUGUUGACAUUAUUUAUUAAUUAUAUAAUUAAAUUUUGAGAACUGAAAUUUAAACUAAAUAGUAAAGUGUUAGUUAACAGUGUGAUGUUAAGCCAAGGCUUUACAUUAGGAUAAAAGCAAUUUCCUGUGACAUAAAAGAACAAGAUGGCUGAGCAUGGAAAUAACACUGGAUUGAAUGCAAGGAUCACAUCACAUGAAAAUGGUGAUAGUCAAGAAAAUGCUGAUGUAGGUCUUGCUUUAGGGGAUAUAAGUGAAGAACAUGGUGUAGAAGACCCCGAACUAGAAGCCAUCAAGGCAAGAGUCAGGGAAAUGGAAGAAGAGGCAGAGAAGUUAAAGCAGAUGCAAAAUGAAAUGGAAAAACAAAUGAACAUGAGCCCACCAACUGGGUCAUUGGGCUUGUCACUUGAAGAGAAGAUAGAAGUAGAUGCUAGGUCUGUUUAUGUAGGAAAUGUGGACUAUGGUGCCACAGCUGAAGAAUUAGAACAACAUUUUCAUGGAUGUGGAUCUAUUAAUAGAGUCACUAUUUUAUGUGAUAAAUUCUCAGGACAUCCAAAAGGCUUUGCUUAUGUUGAAUUUGCUGACAAGGAUUCAGUACAAACAGCUAUGGCCUUAGAUGACUCUCUUUUCAGAGGAAGACAGAUAAAGGUGAUGGUGAAAAGAACGAACAGACCAGGUAUCAGCACCACUAAUCGAAUUCCAAGAGGAAGAUUCAGGAAACCUUCCGCUCUUUUUAUUAUGGUUAUCGACCAAUGAGGAGAACAUACAGGAAUAGACGAUCCUGGUACUACUCCCCGUACUGAGCUGACUUGUCGAUCUGAAGUACUCCAGUGAAACUUGUGGUAAUCUUAUCUUUUUGUACACCAUCACUUAUUUUAUGAAACGUACCAAAGUCUUGGCCUUAGAUUAUUUCACUGGUUACAUUACUUACACGAAAUAUGAAGAUAUGAAAUUAUAUUAUUUUAAUGUUUUAUUAUCACCUAAUAACAUCUAAAUCUUCUUGUCUUCCGUUAAAACUUUUAUUUCUUUUUUUUGACACAUAGCUUCAAAGUGCUUACAUAUUUUGCAAGUAGUUUUCAAUUAAGACUAGUUGAUUCUAGUUUUUAAAAGUUAACUGUGCUACUUUUUUCAUGAAUGUGAAGUUGAUUGUGGUAAUUAAUGUUUAUUAUUUCACUGAUGAGUCUAAGGAUUUCCCCAAGGCAGUCAGCAUUGUGUAUAGUAAGCUAACAGGUAAAAUUUAAAUUCUCUCUCUAAUAAAACUUUUGUGUGUGAUGUCUAAUUCUGACUAAUGUAUUGUUAGAUAAUGAUGAAACCAGUAUUUUUCAAUCUGUAAUGAGACCAUUUGAUUGCAGUUUUCUUUUGUGAACUGUUUAGCUAACAUAUGCUCUGAAAGAAAAUCAAUACCUGUUAUUCUUGUUUUUUCUAAUACAAAACUGAAUUCUGCUUAAUUAGCUUUGUUAGGCCUUUUUUUUUUCUUUAGUAACUGGUAAUUCAAAAGUUUUAUAAAAAUUGUUUGAGUUUUAUUGAAUCAUAAUGUAUGCACCUAUAUUAAAUCAUGAACAUACUGUUUCAGCUUGUUCUUACCAGAACAUUUUUUUUUAUUCAGCCCUUAACCCUUGUUUAAUUAGAUUUAUGUACCUCAUUAUUAGAAUAAUUGGAAUCUAUCUUGACUGUGCAGAUCAUAGGCAUCUUGUUGAGAAGAAAAUUCAUUAUCCACAGUAACUUACCAACACCAAUGUAGUAUUAAUUUAUAAAACUCAGAAAAAAAUGUGUAUCAACUAGUAUUUUCAUAUUUUUCUUUGAACCCCCCCCCCCCCUUGUUAUACAGACCAUAAAUAAAGAUGUCUAACCAUUCAACAUCAUUAUGAUAGGUAAUCUAAUAUCAUAAUUCUAACACUUAGGUACAAGAAUUGGCAUUCUGUAUAGUUUUUACUGAUGCAUUAUAUAUUAGUUAAAUAUACAAAUGUAUUAGUAGUCAACUGGCUCAAAAAAAGCAUUUAAAGGUAUUUUAAAUAUUUGAGAAAAGUUGGAAAAAUUUUUUAUUUAAAAUGUAUCUAUUUCCAUUGUAAUCCCUUCUCUACCAGACUAUUGCUGGUAUUUGACUGAAAUAUUCUUCUGACUAUAACCAAAGAGUAUGAAAAAAAACAAAGUCCAAACCUUCUUUUUUUUUCAUUAAUUGGUUUUGUUUGGUUGAGUAAAACCAACUGCAAAAUAAAGCACUGAAAA
Limulus polyphemus (Atlantic horseshoe crab) is the source of this 2572-nucleotide messenger RNA. Its product is annotated as polyadenylate-binding protein 2-like. The coding region runs from base 494 to 1102 and encodes 202 amino acids. Lineage: Eukaryota; Metazoa; Arthropoda; Merostomata; Xiphosura; Limulidae. Gene Ontology annotation, molecular function: RNA binding. The record is from RefSeq and is a predicted model, not a curated record. The transcript has 7 exons.